AGGAGUACCAGUUUACAAUUAAGACUUGGGUACUAAUCUUAAUUUUUAAUAAAGUCAAUUGUUGGAGCGGUUUGUUUCUCUUCUUUCCACUCUUCUACUGCUACUGCUACUCCCUGCUGUGAUUUGACGGUGUGUUUGACUAUGGCGGCGGAGGACGGGUGGUGUGUGGUCACUGGAGGUCGAGGAUUUGCUGCUCGUCAUUUGGUUGAAAUGCUAAUCCGAUGCAACACGUACUGCGUUCGCAUCGCCGAUUUGGGACCCACCAUUGAACUUGAACCCUCCGAGCAAUUGGGGAUUCUCGGCCAAGCAUUGCACACUGGUCGUGCUCAAUAUGUCUCAAUCGAUCUUCGCAACAAAGCCCAAGUUUUAAAAGCAUUGGAAGGAGCUGAGGCUGUGUUCCAUAUGGCUGCUCCCAACUCUUCUAUUAAUAACUACCAGCUGCAUUAUUCCGUCAGUGUUGAAGGAACAAAGAAUGUCAUUGAUGCUUGUGUGGAGCUAAAAGUGAAGAGACUCAUUUAUACCAGUUCUCCUAGUGUUGUUUUUGAUGGAGUUCAUGGAAUUCAAAAUGGGAACGAAACAUUGCCUUAUCCACCUUCGCAUAAUGACCAUUAUUCAGCAACAAAAGCACAGGGUGAGGCAAUUGUCAUUAAGGCUAAUGGGACUGGUGGACUCUUGACAUGCUGCAUACGCCCUAGCAGCAUUUUUGGGCCUGGUGAUAAACUGUUGGUGCCUUCACUGGUUGAUGCUGCCAGGGCAGGGAAAUCCAAGUUCAUUAUUGGUGAUGGUAAUAACAUAUAUGAUUUCACAUAUGUUGAAAAUGUGGCUCAUGCCCAUAUAUGUGCCGAUCGAGCUCUAGCUUCAGAGGGAACCAUUUCAGAAAAAGCUGCAGGAGAGGCAUAUUUCAUCACGAAUAUGGAACCUAUAAAGUUUUGGGAGUUCAUGUCUCUGAUUUUGGAAGGUCUUGGAUAUCAAAGGCCAAAAAUAAAGAUCCCUGCCUUUGUUGUCAUGCCAAUUGCACAUUUGGUGGAGUGGAUAUAUAGGCUGCUUGGCCCAUAUGGGAUGAAGGUGCCUCAGCUGACCCCUUCAAGAAUAAGACUCUUAUCUUGCACCAGAUCUUUUGAUUCCUCAAAAGCAAAGGAUCGCCUUGGCUAUGCACCCAUCAUAACUCUACAGGAGGGCAUGCGGAGAACAAUUGAAUCAUAUCAACAUCUGAGGGCCGAAAAUCAACCUAAGUCUAUAAGAGAAGGUCCCUCCAAAGCUUCUGUAUAUCUUGGAAGUGGAAGAGUUGCUGACACAUUGCUUUGGAAGGAUAGAAAGCAAACUUUCACUACAUUGUUGGUCUUGAUAGCAAUAUAUGUCAACUUCAUUGCAUCUGAGAAUACCUUCGUCACUGCUCUUACAAAGCUUCUAUUGUUCACAUCGAUCUCUUUAUUUGUUCAUGGCAUUCUUCCUGCAAAAAUAUUGGGGUACACUGUUGAGAAAAUACCCACGUCAUGGUUUAACUUAUCAGAAGACACGUCACAUCAAAUUACGCUCUCAGUAGCCUCAUCUUGGAAUUUUGCUGUGAAUGCUUUAAAAUCCCUUGCUGAAGGGAAUAAUUGGGGGUUGUUCUUCAAGGUUAUUUUCUCUUUGCUCAUUAUUAGCUUCCUGGGAGCUUUUUCAUUUCAGAACUUGUAUACUAUAGGACUUGCCUUAGCAUUUAUAGCUUUCUAUGUUUAUGAAAAGAAGGAGGAAGACAUUGACGGCAUAUUUAUAAAAACACAUACUUUUGGGUGCAAAUUGAAAUCUGAUUUCACCAAGAAGUUUCUUACUUCAAAGAAGAAUGAUUGAUAGCUUGUAGCCCUAGAUUUUUCUUAGAUGAGUGGGCUGAUGUAUAUUCAUUUACUCCACGUUGGAGUUCCUUGUACGAUUGUACAAUAAUUGUAAUCUAAUUUGAUAUAUUCGUCCAACUUUUGUUUUUGAGAUAUUGAUUGAUAUUCAGUCAACUUAGAAAAAAUUCCUUUUAUGACAA
Cicer arietinum (chickpea) is the source of this 2011-nucleotide messenger RNA. RefSeq names its product 3beta-hydroxysteroid-dehydrogenase/decarboxylase. Gene Ontology annotation, molecular function: oxidoreductase activity, acting on the CH-OH group of donors, NAD or NADP as acceptor. Gene Ontology annotation, biological process: steroid biosynthetic process. Lineage: Eukaryota; Viridiplantae; Streptophyta; Magnoliopsida; Fabales; Fabaceae. The record is from RefSeq and is a predicted model, not a curated record.